This is a messenger RNA of Cuscuta epithymum, 625 nucleotides long. NCBI's taxonomy places the organism in Eukaryota, Viridiplantae, Streptophyta, Magnoliopsida, Solanales, Convolvulaceae. The record is from the annotation of a GenBank genome assembly.
AGGGGUUUCUUCUCCCGCCGCCUUCGACCGUCGUUGAGGGAUGGUGCGGGUUUGGUUAAUUUUCUGGUGUGCUUUGGGGAUGAUUCAGGGGGGUCAUGCUAUGGAUUGUCCUCUUCUCUUGCGGUUGUGGAUUGAAUCGUUGAUUCCGAUGACUCCAACCGCGUUUGUAUUCGAGGUGGCUGUGUUGGAUGCGUCGUUGGAUGCGGUUGUUGUGCGGAUGGACGAGGGAUGGGUGGUUGAGAUCGCCCUCUGUUUUGAUGGUUUUCGAAUAGGAUGGGCGGCGUUUGAGGAGACUCAAUCGCGGCAGGGUUCAAGCUCUCAGAAUUUGGGCGUCCUAGGCUGCCAACUUCAUCAGGAGUGCCGCUCUUAUUGGCUAUCUUGCAGGAAUAGGGAAGAAUAAAGCUUCAUGGUGCGAGUGUUUGUGUUUCUGGAGCAUGGUUUGUAGCUUCAUUGGUGUGGCAAUUGCCGGAGGCAAAAAGAAUAUAUGGGAAAUUGUGGUAGUGGAUCAGCACGAGAUAAUUCAAGAUGCAGUGGUGAAAAUGAAAGAAAAAGAUGAAGUGUCGAUCAGUCGAUGGUUCGUCCCCCUUCGGAACCACCGCCAAAAAAUGAAGAACGAGAAGAUUUG